Messenger RNA from Anopheles arabiensis, 21432 nucleotides. RefSeq names its product brain tumor protein (gene mei-P26). Gene Ontology annotation, biological process: positive regulation of DNA-templated transcription. The record is from RefSeq and is a predicted model, not a curated record. Lineage: Eukaryota; Metazoa; Arthropoda; Insecta; Diptera; Culicidae. Gene Ontology annotation, cellular component: chromatin; nucleoplasm. The coding region runs from base 361 to 3639 and encodes 1092 amino acids. The transcript is spliced from 5 exons. Gene Ontology annotation, molecular function: ubiquitin-protein transferase activity; protein binding; zinc ion binding.
UCAUCAUCGCCUUACUCUUCCCGCCCUCGGAGUAUCACGGGAAGCUUCUGUACACGGGGAGAAGCUCACCAGGCAACACUGCUAUCGGCCUAGCGAAUCGGCCAAUCGGACCAUCAAGUAAGUUUUCCUGUGGCCGGUCAGCGUGCGCGUCUCGACUUACAGAGGACGACGGUAAUUGCCCCGUGUAUUCGAUCGAUUGAAGUACCCGUCCCGGAAAAACGCACACAAACAUACACAAACACACAGACACAGACACAGACACAGACACAGUGAUUACAGUUCGGUGGUGGUUGCGGUGGGACCAGUAACACACGGUAUUGGUGGUGGCUGUAGGCUGUGGUGUGCCGGGCGCGCGCUAGUAUGACGCUUGCUGAGAUGUACUCUUUCUCGACCAGUAGUAAAUCCGGUGCGAGCAGCGGCGGAAGUUCGCUAGUGUCGUCGACGACCUCAUCGUCCGGUGGUUCGUCGACCGUAUCGACGUCGUCGAUCGUCGGCGGGGAAGUGGCCGUUUCCGCUGCGUCCGCGUCCGUUGGGGCUACGAUUCAAUCGAUGGUUGCGUCGGUGGUGGCGGACCCUCCGGAGCUGGUCGCUGGUGCUGUGGAGCGUACGCCGGGCGCCGGUUGCCUGCCGGCCGUGUCGAGUGCGGCUGCCACGUCGACGGCGCUCACGAGCUCGGCCGCGGUUGCGAUCCUACAGCAAGCGCCGCCAGCCAGCGGUGCCGUGUUGUCGGCCUCUCCGCGCGCGGAUCAGCUCGUGCCGAAGUUGGGAGGACCGUCGCCGAACAACAGCAGCAGCAGCGUGUGCAGCAACGGUAGCAGCACCAGCAGCGGCAUGUUUCCCGAGGUGUUCAAGCUGGACGACAUGCUGGACCUCGAGAACGUGGGCAAUGGUGCGCUGAGCGAGAAUGGCAGCACCGGCGGUGACUUUCAGCUCGACAACAGCUCCCUGUCGGAUUUGAUGGAGCAGGACUGCACGCUUUGCAAGAAUAAAUUCACUUCGCCCCGCGUACUCUCCUGCCUGCACGUGUUCUGCGAAAGCUGCCUGGACAAGCUGCUGGCGGAGGGUGCCGGCGACAAGGGUCUCGAUGGCGGGAACGGCAGCACGAUCGUUUGCACCAUCUGCAAACAGGCGACUCCCACCGGUCCGAAGGGUGCCGCCGGGCUGCAUCAGGAUUACAUUCUGAGCAACGUGCUCGAUCUGUCUACCAUCGAGCCGGCGCUGCUGGCGUGCACCUCGUGCAAGAGCAAGGAGAUGGCGAUCUCCCGCUGCAACGACUGUGCCAACUUCCUGUGCGCCAGCUGCGAGUAUGCGCACCAGCACAUGCGCUGCUUCGAGGAUCACAAGGUGGUGCAGCUGGCCGAUCUGCGCAAAUCGGCGGAGAAGGUGGCCAUUCACAAGCCGCUCUACUGUCCGGUGCACUCGAUGGAAAAUCUGAAGUACUACUGCUUCAAUUGUCAGACGCCGGUUUGCAAUGAGUGUUUGAUCGGCGAUCAUAAGGGUAGUGAGCACAACUACCAUAUCAUCAGCGACGCCGAGAAGCCGAUGCGCCAGGAGCUGGAGUGUUCGAUGCGCGAGGCAAAGUCGAAGAUCGAGUACUGCAAUCAGGCGACGAGCAAGCUGGAAUCGUCCCUGCACGUCCUGCAGAGCCAGUACGAGACGGCGCGCGGCCUCAUCAACGAGUCGUACCAGAGCUGCAAAGCGGUGCUGGAGCAGUGCCGGGAGAAUGCGCUGAAAAAUCUGGAAAAGCUGCACUCCGAGCGCGAGCUGAAAAUCAUGGACCUGUACGACAACGUGGCGAAAUCGGUGGAGAAAAUCGAGGUCGCUGCCAAGUACGCCCGCAAGGUGGUGGAUCAGGCGAACGGGCCGGAAAUGCUGAGCAUGAAGAGCAUGAUAUGCGCCCAGCUGAACCAGGUCAUGGUCACCGCGCCGAAGGUGGAUGUCAGCUUCUCGAUCGAGUUCCAGAGCAACUACGAGAAGUUCGAGCAGCUCGUGCCGGAACUGUUCGGCAAGUUCCGCACCGAAUCGUCGCUGCCGGUCAGCGUGAACGAAACGACCCCCUCGCCCACGCUCCCGGGCGUGCCGAUCAUGGUGGCCGAUGCGCACCACCAGCCGGUGAACGGUGGCUGCGGGCUUAGCCAGGGUCCGCUGACCGCGUCGGUAACGGCGAGCAGUCCGAUCUCGCUGCCAACGUCGAUGCAAUCGUCCUUCGACGGCGACAUUUCGACGCUCGGCACCACGUACAUGCUGCCGAACGUGCUGACCCCGGAACCGGCGACCGGUGCGGCCAACAUUGCCGGCCCGCCCAAUGCGCUGAGUGCCGGCACACCGUCGCCGGGCGUGGUCGUCGGUACCGGUCCCGCCACCACCCUGCCCGGGCUGUCCAGCAUCGCCGAGUAUAAUCUUCACCGGCUGGCAAAUCUGGCCGGCGAGACGGCGUCGAACGAUCUGACCGAUUCGAUUGUGCCGGUGGUGAACAGCAACCCUGCCACCGGGCCGGCCGGUGGGGCCACGCCCAACUUUACGCUGGCCGACCUGAUCUCCGGCAACCAGCACGCGAUCCAGGCGCUCGCGAAGUACUCGAUGGGCGGCCAGGACAUGAGCAACGGUGCGAUGCUUUCGGCCCACCCGAGCCUGGACAGUGUACCGAUGAUGAGCGAUUUCCCCGGCGUGCUGCCGGGCUCGACAUCUCCUAUCCUGCCCGUUCCACCGAACAUGCCAAACAUAGAUGGACCAGGAAUGAAUGGGGCUGGUAGCGAUAUGGCCAUGAGCCGCUUCCAGCCAUCGAUGUGUGUGAAUGGGCGUACGAAGGCCACGCCGAUGCAGAUUCGGACCAAGUUCGGCUCGCUCGGGCAAACGAAGGGCCAGUUCAACUCGCCGCACGGUUUCUGUCUCGGCGUGGACGAGGAAAUCGUGGUGGCCGAUACGAACAAUCAUCGCAUCGAGAUAUUCGAAAAGAACGGAACAUUCAAGUUUUCGUUCGGCGUACCGGGCAAGGAGGAGGGUCAACUGUUUUACCCGCGCAAGGUGGCAGUGAUGCGCACCAGUGCCAAGUUUGUCGUGUGCGAUCGGGGCAACGAGCGCUCGCGGAUGCAAAUCUUUUCCAAGAACGGCCAUUUCAUCAAGAAGAUCGCCAUCAGAUACAUCGAUAUCGUUGCUGGGUUGGCCGUUACAAACAAGGGGUUAAUCGUAGCAGUGGACAGCGUCUCGCCGACCGUGUUCAUCAUUUGUGAGGAUGGCAAUCUCAUCCAUUGGUUUGAUUGCAGCGAUUUUAUGCGCGAACCAUCCGACAUAGCUAUUAAUGGCACCGAUUUCUUCGUGUGUGAUUUCAAGGGACAUUGCGUGGCCGUAUUCUCCGAAGAAGGUACGUUCAAGUAUCGUAUCGGCAGUGAGAAGAUUACCUGCUUCCCGAAUGGUAUCGAUAUAUCCGAUGCUGGAGACGUUCUGAUUGGCGAUUCGCACGGCAAUCGCUUCCACGUCGCGUGCUAUUCGAAGGAUGGGCAACUGCAGUCUGAGUUCGAAUGUCCCUAUGUCAAGGUGUCACGAUGCUGCGGUCUUAAAAUUACCUCCGAGGGAUAUGUGGUAACUUUAGCGAAAAAUAAUCAUCAUGUCCUGGUACUGAAUACGCUCUACAUUCAGUGAUCAAUAGCGGGGGCACGAAUACUGAAACCUAAUUACUGAGCCAUCCGGCACACAUUCUCUUCUAACAACGUUGAUCCUAGUGCACGUUAAAUCCCCCAUCCCUCGCUUCCCACGGGCCGUGAGUAUCAUAUUCAUCUAUCCUAUGGUUUAUUUAUGACAUUCACCAUUCCACGCCAUGCCUACCAACGCGUGUUUGAAUGCGUCCAUCGUCCAGUGAAGAAAUUCGGCGAUCGCUACACCACCAGCAAUAAUGGGAUUCUUCACAGAAACAAAACAAAAACACUAAAAAAAAAAAACAAAACUCUGAUGGCCAUAGGAAAACGGUGGGGGAAUCGUUAUUAAUCGAGCUUUCGUGACAUGGGUUUUAUGUCAUGAUACUGCUUAGUCUGUACGUUUAUUAUUCGUUUGGCGACUGAUUCGCCAUUUGCAAUUAAUUAUCAACCUUCCCCGAGCUCUAAACCCUCCAAAUGCGCAAGGCAAGGCAUGUGAGAAGGCUUCAUUUUAUUUCAGAGAGACGGAUGAAUGAUAUUAUUUAAUUUUUGUAGAACAAAGAUUAUCAUUAUUAUAAUUGUUUGUAUUCUUCGUAAGUAACGUUCGCAAAUCUGUAAUCCCCGUUUGUUUAUGUUAAGCAAUAUUUAUUCUCUGAAGAUGACAACAAACAACAAUACAUGAUCUCUGUUUUUAAUGUGUUUGCAUAACCUUAGUGAGACAUUGGUAGCAAGGAGCGAAGGCAUACAGUUUUAGUAGUUUUAUUUUCGUCAAAACAAGAACGUACUGUGGGGUUUCCUAAGAUUGAAAAAGCGCCUGAACUAUAAUAUAUUUACAGUGGUGAAGCAUGUUUAGCAAGAGAGGAUUAUAUAACGCGUAGGUCGUAAAUAGUGCACCAUCGGCGAACCUUCAUACACAACGAGCGUGCAUUAUUCGUAGCAAACACAACAAUAUUUCGCAUUUAUUGCGCUGGAAAGUAUCUCUACAUCUAUUUACGACGGCAGUACAAAAGUAACACAACUUUUGAAAGAGAGUCCAAACAUUAAGUAGCAUUCUCUGUAAAUAGUAUCGAAAUAUGGCACAGCGUUUGAUCUACAACAACAAACCAAGUACAGUCGCAAUGGCAAGAUAUGUUCUCAAACUCGAUCGAAUGAAAAAUGUUCUUGCGAAUGCGUCACCAACAGGCAAGCUAAGACACGAAGCUUCCGAAUAGUUGGAGGUUGUAAAUGUGCAAGGUGUGUCUACCAUUUCACAAAAAAUAUGUAUUGGCCGUUGCAUUAUCGCAUCCUGCAUGGUCCUGCAAGGAGCCCAUUGGGGUGAACUACAUUAAAGAAACAUUAAAAGAGCGUAUUUUCUGUGUCGAAACCCGCACUUUCCUAAAUGGUAAAACUAGGGAAUGAGGGAAUGCGUUAUGAUCAAUACAUAUAUAUAUAUAUAUAUAUACAUAUACAUACAUAUAUUUUUUGAAUCGAGAAUUAGAAAUAUUACCCUAUGAAAAAAGAGCUAGCCAACAAAAGAGUGAAAGAGUGAGAGAGGGAACGGAAAGUGAAACGCUAGCAAGUUUAUACACUUGAUCGAAAGUCCUAACAGCAAUACCAUUUUUUUCCAUUAACCGAACGUUUUUGUAGGAAGGUUACGCGCACUGCUGCAUGCACUACAAAGUGGUUGACGUGGAGGUAAAAACAGUAGCAACUAAGAAGGAACGUAAAUGAUUUGUAUCUGCACCGCGCUCCUCCUCUUACGAACAUUUACUAUUUAGGUUUGUGGGGUUUUGUGUUGUUAGUAGGGGGUUGUUCACUACUUCCUAAAAUCAUGUUCCACGUUUUUUUUCCUAUUUUAAAUAUUCUUUUAUUAGCUUAUUGUUUAAGACACAGCGAGAGACUUUUAUCGUCGCUAAGUUAGUUUUAUAGUAUCACUUUUUAGUGGCACCCGUGUUAACGGGAUUUUUUUUACCUGUCGGGUUUUUAAUUGAUGCAGAAAGACAAUGCUUUGUGAUUUUUUUCGUAGUUCCGUAAUUUUUGAAAAUGUGACAUUGCGAUUUCUCGCACUGGAGCUUUUUUGAUCGUUGAAACAGUCCACCAGUAAACAAUGUAUUUUUCUUAUUGGAUAGAUUUUCUCCCACCAACAAAUCGAAGCGAGACUAAAUUUGUUUGUAAAGCUUUAUAAUUUCUUAUCCUUUGAAUUUGAAAUGGUUAGCAGUAUUUAUUUAUAUUUUUUGUUUCCAACCGUAAUUGUUUUUUUAAAUAUGUAUAUCUGUGUUCGUUGAAAAUCGCAAAGCUCAAUAAUUUUAUGCUGUACCAUUAUUAAGAACAACAGUCGGUUCCUUUUUAAUCCUAAUCGGUUUUUCUUGGGAUAAAAAUUAGUUUAAGUUAUUUUUAUAGGCUCAAUGGUUAAAACGUUUAUUUCUUUCUAAUUAAAGCUUCACCCGAAACAUUUUGGGAAUUGGGCGUAAGAUGUAUUGGCUUACGUCAAUGCUAUGUGAUCAUCACGUGGGAUUUUACAACGUGUCGUAUAUAUCCGUAUGUAGAACGAACCGUGUAGCUGGAGCGACAAACAAAUAUUGCUAGUCUCAAAGUUGACUCAAAAAAAUCAAUUCAUGUUAACAUACCUGUUUUGAGCCUAAUGUUUGUGCAGCAGAUAAAUUGGCCAAUCGAUUAAUUGUGCUGCGUUCGUUUGGUCUUUAAUUGUGCAAUGUGCAAAUUUUUUGUUUCAUUUUUUACAUGUUAUACUUGUAUAAAAACAAUUGUAGGGAAACAAUCGGGAUGGCAAUCAAUCGAUUGGCACAGUAUUUUGUACUCCUUAUGACAGGCUAUUCUCAUUAUAACUAUAACCGCGGUUGGUUAUGCAAGAACUCCGGAAUGUAAAUUAUCUGAAGAUGUUUAUUUCUCUUCUUUUUUAUAAGUCGAUCAUGGACUUGGCUAGCUAUGACUUAUUGGUUUACCGUGACGGGCUUGUUGUAAAGUCGUACGACGAUGCUAAAACACGCGGAAAUAUACGGCACGCCAAUAUAAAUAUUCCCGGAAGAAUGUUUAAAGAAGUCAAAGUAGGGGCUAACGCUUAAUGAUUUGGGCACACAUUUCAUAAAUCACUAAAAGACAAACAAUGUUUCUUAAAAAAAAGAAGUUAUUUUAUUUUUCAUGCGAAUCUCGUUCAUUUUAAAGUGCAUUUUUGUUUAGAUACAUAUAUGUGUUUGCUUUUGUGUUCUCACAAUAGAAUCUCGAAGAAGGUAUUUUUUGUGUUCAAUGCUGCAAAUGAAACGAGUAUCUCUUCCCCUCACACCGAACAUCCGAGCGAUAUUGGAAAGCAAUAUUUGAAUGCCAUAUUUUUUAUAGUUUAUCAAAUCAGGUUCAUCUACAAAUGCGGUUCGUGAAUAAUAAUAAUUGGAAGGGAAUCACUAUAGCAAAUUAUGGGGCAUGAUUUAUUAAUAUUGUUUAACCCUUGUGCAGUUGAAGCAGAGGAGGGGUCUCAAUAAUUUUAUAUGCGUAGUUUAUGGAGUGUGGCGAGUUACUGGUUCUGAGCUCUUUUUAUGUUAAUCCACUAGACAUAUUCGAUAUUUAUCGCGUCAUUCAUUUGUGUGCAUUUGCAGUGUUUUUGGAUGAAUGAUAUUUUUUACGCUUGGUUAAAAUUUAUACAUCCUUCAAAAGACAAACAUUUGUGGCUACGGUGUGCGUACUUGUGAGUAGAGGAAUUUGAUUGUCAUCAUAAAUUAUAGCUAGCCAAAAAAGAAUGCUUCCGUUACAAAUCUAGAACAGCAUUUUUCACUUUGAAGAAACAAUACAAAAAUAUACAAAAAAAACUAUAUAUAUAUACCUAGAUUGCAAGCGUUUAACAGAAGGAAUGUUAUAUGAAAUGGAAAACGAAAAAAAAAAGAAAUACCGUUUCACAAGGUAGAGAGAAAUCUAAUCCAAAGCAAAAUAUUUUAUAAUUGAAACAAAAUAUUUUUUGCCUUAAAUUUUACAUUUAUACAUCUAUGAAUAGUAAUAUUGCAACGAUUUUAGAGUGCGCAAAAUGAGGCGAACGAGGAAAACAGCUCCUUCUUAUCAAUUAGAAGGGUAUGCUGCACGUAGAAUGCAAUCGGAAAAUAUACAACCAGUACCGUACUAUACUAUCAAAUGGCAGUAAGAUAUUUUAUUUAGUUUCGCUAAAAUCAACAGAUACAUGCGCGUGUCCGCAUGUAUCGCAUGCAGAGCUGUAAUGUUUGGCGUACCUUUAAACACGAAAAAGAGAUGAAAAAAAAACAAGAUAUGUGAGAUUUUUUUAAACGUCUACCACAUCAAGUCCAAAUUAGUAAAGCAAAAACGAAGGAAGGUACAGGAUGGCAGGAAAAAAAUAAAACCAAUAUGAUAAUAGACGAAUAAAUUCAUAAUCAAGUACAGUUAUCUCAACGUUCGCAUCCCACGGAUACUAGAACUAAAACAUUAAAAGUUCCUUCUCAAAUCAAUAAAUCAAUCGGGCUGCGUAAUCGUUCACUGGUGGUAGAUACUGUAACAUCUCGAAGUAAACUUACAUCUGUUGGAAAGAGCUAUGUUGCCCCGGGCUGGAUUGAAUUUUUCGUGUAGAUUCAUUUUAGUUAACACAGUCACAAUACCAUCUUGCACUGCUGUCCGAAUGAUACUUCCUUCGGCACUUUUAUGACCCGCCAAACGAUUCUACACACCAAGCCGAACACACUCUGCAGUACGAAAGCAGUUCCUUAGCAAUUUUUGCCAGCAUAUUUAUAGUUUUAGUGUAGGUUUUACGGCACAAAUAAAAGCUGAAAUUUGAUACGCUUUUACUUUUUAGUUACGCUUAGCCUUGUUUGUUUUAUUUAACUAGACUAGAAAUUGCACGAUUGACUUCCUUGUUAGGUUUGUGACUAGAUGAUAAAAUUUGUUUACAGUUUUUGUAACACAAUGUUUUUUUUUGUGUUUUCUUAGAUGGUUAGGGAAGAAUUUUGUUUCGACUUAAUUUAAUGACAGUAGCUAAGAAAAAGUCAAUCAUUUAUUUGCAAUAUAUGUACAUUGCCAAACCAGAAAAUGUAUAAUGAGAAAUCAUAAUUACAACACACCCCUUUUGCAAAAGAUCUAUUUGCGAUGAGAGCUUGUCAAAAGUUAUUUAAAAAGUAACGAAACUCCGAAAGCAAUGUUAUACACUACGAAGAGCGACACCUAAUUCCUAAGCACCUUCGUUUCUGGUUCUGCAUAAUUAUCCUAACAAAAGAAAAGAAGUAAUAUGAAGCAAAAGUACUAAACAUUAUUUUUUCUUUUUUGCAUAAUUCCAUACCGUCUGAACAGUUCCAUGCUUAGAAUGGAACACAGGUAUAAAACAGGCAUGAACACAUAUCAACGCUACAAAAUCCAUUGUAUAAAGUCAAUUUUAGAAGAAAAACAAUCCGCAACAAAAGAAUCGCCUAGUUAUGGGCAGUUGAUUGGAGUUACUUACCUCUUUCAGUCUAAACUAAAUAUGUAUUUUUUCCGUUCGGUCAUUGAACUUGCUCAGAAUGGCUCACGGGGGUAGGAUUGUAGGUUGAUAAAAGAACAACAGCACAUAAUGGAAUAUUUUUGAAUCUGCCAGUUGGCGGAAAGAUCCGAUUAGUAACAUCCUCCUGAUGUAUGUAUGCAACAGUGCAGUGUUUUAAGCAGAAUAACAAAUAGAGACUAACUUAACCUGUUAGAAAAUAUAAAUAAUCAUGCAACAUAGUGCCAUCUGUAGGGGGGAAAACGAACUAUUUUAAUGUGUUAAAAUUCCUUUUGGAAUGAUUACUUUCGUUUACUGCAUAGCCGUUUUGCGUUUCACGAUGAAAAGCGUUCUAUGAACAAAAAAGAAUAUUACAAUGAAAUUAGCGUAUAGAGCCGUACAUAAUAUACUUUGAGAUAUAAAACAUGAGGUAACAAAACUCUUUGCACACAAAACAGGAAACGUCCGUAAAAGUAGCGAGACGAACGACAAUGGUCGAAAAACAUUAGGUUUUAUUAUUGUUCCAUCACGUAAUAUUUUUGUUGUGAGGAAGAAAAAAGAAAAAAAAGGGGACGAACAAAGCAAGGAAAACCUAUCGAUGGUUGUAGAAAUGUUUCUUGUUUGAACCAAUUUUGUCGCAAGUAGAUAUUAAGCUUUUUUACGUAUUUACAUUACACAUAUAUAUAGGGUAUAUAUAAUAUGCAAGGGUGAUGCAAAAUCAAGAAUAAAGGUAAUCGGCGAAUAUACUAAAUUUUAUUUUUGUACACUAAAAGAAAUCGAGCAAACCUAUAACCUACACCGCGAAUUUGAUUGUGCACACCCUUUUUAACGAAGCAGAGAAGCCUUUUAAAAUCACACAUUUUGUAUCUAUAUUUAAUGAACAUUUUAGGUCAAACUGUUCAGGAUAUACUUUCCUCCCAUGUUCGCAUAAUACAAGACGUUGGCUGAUGUCACCAAAUGAUCUUAAACCGAACACAUACAUACAUGUGUAUAUGAAAUUAGAGUUAUACACGGGGCAUUUUGUUGAAAAAAAAAAAGAAACAACUGGACAAUAGCGUUUCGUCUAAAGGGUCGCGCAUGAAUUCUACAGCGCAUCUUACGAGCUCCAAAACCAGCUCCUUUGACUCCUUUGAGUCGAAAAUGUAUUUGUUUGUUACAAGUAAAAAAAAAAGAGUCAAGAUUAUAGUUGGUUGGGUUUUAGUGAGAAUAAAUAAAAACAACAGAAAGUAAUGCACUGCACAACUGCCAACAAAAUGUAGGACGAUUUUGAUUGGCAAGAUGAAUUCUGAAUAGUAGUACUCCAACAUGUUGUUUCCUUCCUACCUGCGCGCACUGUCUAUCAUACUCACCAACUUUUACCAACAAUUCUUGUAACACUAAUAUCCAAUCACUUGUAAUUCUUCGAUUAGUCCACGUAUAUCGAAUGCAAAUUGUAUGCAAGUAAUACCAGCAGUACAUGCUCUGCACGCGCGCGACAAAGAAAUUUAACCACGGUCCGGCACCGUGUUUCAAUAAUUUUUCUCAUAUUCCUUAUACAAUUCAAAAGGAACGUAUAGUUCGGAACUGAAUGCAAUCUUUUUAGACAUAACGAGAAACCUUUACACUAUGAAUUCACACACACCUUUUCAAGCAUAAUAAUAGCAAAAAAAGGAGAAGGUUGAAGUAUGUCGAAAUAAAUCUUAAAUCCAGGGAGUCCUACUACUACUAUACAUGUAUAUGAAUGAAAAUACACAUACAAUUUGUAAAGUACAGUUCUAGCUUUAAAAUUAAAUCCAACAGCGAGUCUGCAGAAUUUUCUAUUUUUGUAGUUCGAUAUUAUUGUGUGUAUGCAUUAAAGAAUAUAUACACAUACACUUGCGUUACAUAUAAAUAUAUACUCCUUAUCGAAAAGUAAUCGUCCUGAAUGGAGGAGACCAGCCAGACAGGCCAUCAGUAGCCAGGCAAAAGCUGCAAAAGAAUCAACCUGAUAAGAAUGGGAAACCGAAAACAAGCGUACGGAUCUAAAUGCAAAAAAAAAACCCAAUGUUCACAAUAAUAUUUGAGAUCAAUUUGAUAAUAAUAUAAAUCACAAUGCAAUUAUAAAAUGCUCACGAUUAUACAAUUUUAACUGACAUUGAAUGGGUACGAUUCGAUCACAUUGGGGGCGGGUGAGAAAGAGGGGAAGGAAAGAGGAGAACAGAGCCUCUCGUACAUUAUCUUAAGCGCGAGUGUGUUUGAUUGAACGAAUCGUGCUACCUUUCUUCUUCGAGUGAAAAGUACCGUAUCAGAGCUAUCGGAUUUAGAAACAAUGCAAUCACACCUGUGGUGUAACAUCUUACUAACGAUCUUCUUCACAUCUUCUACAUGCAUUAAAAUCUCCUCCCCCCUCCCCUCACCACAUCCUAUUCUAAAUGAAAAAAAACCCCGCAAAAUCUGCACUCAGUACAGUGGAAGCAUGUACAAAAUCUAAAAUAACAUAGAACUUACUCUACUUACUAAGCACACGUAUGAAAUAUUUAUAUGAAACAAGAAUAGUAGACAAAUAUUUAAAUCAAUUCUAAUGAUGUAUUCUUCAGAUUCUCAUUCUGCGUUUCUCCAAAAUACAAUAAUAUAUAUAUAUGAACCGUUUAAAUCCCCAUACAAAGUAAAGCAAGUAAUAGGGGAGGACCCAAAUAACGCAGAUGAGGAAAGUAAAGAACGAAAGGUGAAAAAAACAAGAAGCGAACGAAAGGAAGAGCAGAUCUGCGAGAGUUCAUUUCAAAGUUGCUGUCUCGCGGGGGUUGUACAACUAUUAAAAGUCACAACAACAACAAAAACAACAGACGUUGGAUGGUGUGGUGUUUUAUUGAAGGGGGGAAAAAGCUAUUUACAUGCCUACUAUACGUGUUAAUACGAAUUUUAUAAUACUUCUUAUGUAUACAAAAGCAGCUAAGCCACCAAGCUUGGCUGAGAGACAGAAAGUAAUAGGAAGAUGGUAAACCAAAAAGGGGGCUACUCUUAUCUUUCUACGCCGUACAAUAACAUCACACAAGCUCAGCCAUUCGUGUGGAUAAAUGUGGAUAUACCAUCAGAGCAUUUAGAGAAUAUUUCCAACACUUAUUACCGAUCGAUCCAACACAUCAUUACGAAUCGAUGCUCUAGUAAAGUGUGUCCAGCAGCAGCAGCAGGCAGGGAUGCAUCGUUCGGGGGGAAGCAAAAUGGCAUGAAAAAUUAAUCUUAUUUUAGUCAGAGUCAAAUAUUUAAUGCAGCAGCAGCGGCGCACGCACCAUAUACCAGUAAUAGUCAAAACCAUCUCUUGCCUAAUAGUUUUCAUAUUUAGCGUUAUGGACAGCACCACUACUUAUAGCUGGAAGAUAUUGGGCGGAGAGCGAGGGAAGCGUAUUAUUAAUUUUUCCCAAAACAAGGCAAGUCCCUCCUCUGUACCGGCAAAUCUGUGGGAAAAAUGGAAAAAGAUAUAGAGGGCAGAAUAAGAGUGCGAGUAGUCAUAGCAUAAUCGUUGAGCAGAAGAAAGGUAGAUGAAAUUAAAAUGUGCCAUGCAGCAGGAGCAGCAGCAGCAGCAGCAGUGAGAUAGAUGUUUGAGUAUUUGUUUUAUUUUCCCCCUUUUCUGUGCGUACAUUAGUGUCGUGGUUAAUAAUAACCGUUCAGGCUAGCUAUUCAACGGUUUAACAGCUUCUUCUGAUACUGGUCCAAUGUGGUUGCGGGUAAUUUAGUUCGUGCCGAAAUGUAAUGAAAGACCCUGCUGCAGACAAUGUAGCUUGCUGUAGCUGCCAUUUCCAUUCAUUUCGAUAACACCCGACCCAGACCAUCCUUUUUCCGCGGAAAUAUGUCUCUUCUGACACUCCGUUUUUAUUAACUCUGUUUCAAAGUGUAAGUGCUGCUGCACUCUCAGGGCCAGCAUUCGGUUGAGUGUGAGCUGCUUGCUAUACCCGCCUGAGGUAGCCUAUUGUUUUCACAAUAUGUGAAACCACUUUACCACCACAAUUGGCACAGAUUGCGGAAGACUGUAGGCAGCAUAGAACAGACCAUUUUCGACAUAUUUAGAACACCUGGAGAAACAUUCUAACGAACGACAUGAUACCGCAUUCGCUUUAGGCAUAGGUUCAGUUAGUAUACUUACAUUACGGUUUUUGUAGUUAGCAAUAUUUGGACAGCCUUUCGAUUUCACGCUAAGUCUUAUUAGGCGCACGUUGAAAGUAUUUUACCACCCAUCUCCCCCCCCCCAUCCCCCCUCUCUUUAGCGUUUGCCUCCCGUUGGUGUGUGAUGAUAAUAGAAAAGAGAGAAAAAAAUACAAAAAAGAAGAAAAAAAUAACAAAAUAAUUCGUGUGAUGGAAAACCACCUCACCUGUGUACCACAUUUCGAAAACGGGCGUUCGACAACGCUGCUAAAAUUUGCGACUGUGCGUGCGCAGUUGUAGUGAGGCGGAGAGAUACAUUUCAAAAAAGAUAGCGAUUUUUGAGUUUGUGAAAUUUUGUAUUUUAUUUUAUACUUUACCCAAACAACAAGUCAGGAUUGUGUUAAGUGAGGAAAAGUUAAACUUUACUAUAAUUUUACUAUUGAUGUAGUGCCUUUUGCACGGUUUAGUGUUAAUAUUUUGUUCGCUUUUACACACAAAAAAUGUACAUAAAUUUUAUAUAGAAAUAUAUUAUAUACAUACAAAUUAUACAAGCAGGAAUUUACAAAAGGAAUGAAUAAAGUUUUACAGUUUUAUUUACCUUCUCAUGUGGGUUUGUUCAUCCACGUUUUCGUUUGCGUUUUCUUGGUUGCGUCUUUUGGUUCUCUUUUGUGCCCAGUCCAGUGUGCUUCAGCUUUAUUAUGAUUUUUUUCUUUGUGUUGCGGUUCCCUUAUUGUGUUUUGUGAUUUCCGUUCCGUCACCGUUCCGAAGCGACGACGGCCAGCUCGUCAUAUCGGUAGCACACACGUUAUUUAAGGUUUUGGAAAGAUAGGAAUUAUUUUUAUAGAAAAGAUAGUAAUAAAACAAAAAAUCGCCUCACAUUUGAUGUCUUCCUAGUCCCUUUUGAUGACCUUAGCCAGUAGAAUGUAUUAUGGGUUGAUUCUUCUUCAGUUUUUUUACAUAAUAGUAGGGAGUGAAAAAUUACUAAACGAUUGCUAAUAUACUAACCACUCAGCUCUGUCUGUGUAAGCUGUGGAGCAGGAUUUGUUCAAACUGUUAAGAUGAAAGAGGGAUAAAUAAUAGUGAAGAAAAAAUCGAAAGUGAGUUUAUUUCUGGCAACUGUUCUGCAUUGGGGGUACAUCCAUUUAUGCAUUACCAUUCGAUUUCUAGGAGUCACGAUAAUCAACGGAAAGCUAAACAGGAAAGAAUUAAUAUAGAACAAAAUAGUAUAGAUAUUUGUGCUGUGGAAAAUUAAGGAAUCUGAAAGAAUGGGGGAAAACAAGAACAACACAAAAUAGCAGACCCAUGCUUGGCCGUUACGUUCCCACAGUGCUUUCUGAUUGAUACCAUUUGAUAUAUGCAGUACACACCCGAAUUCUUCAAUUCGGCAUAAAGUAACAACAUUUUGGAAAGAUCAAUCAAAAGUUCCGGCACUGAUCGGUGCAGUCAAUGAUGGGCAACGCAGUGGGCAUUGGGCAUUGGGCAUAAACAAACGAAAAAAAGUGUUACUUUUAUUUACAUUCCAAAAUAAUUUUACUGUCGUGGGAAUAUUAUUGUUGUUAGUAAGUGUUAGAAAAGACAAUAUAACAUAAAUACGUUUAACAAAACUGGUCUAAUAGAGUCGCUCAUGGUUAGCUAUGGUUUCUUUUGUGUUUAUAUAAACUUUGCUAUAAAAAUGAAACCCCAUUAGUGUACGGUUGUAGGAUGGACAAGUACGGUAUAAUGGUGUCCUCUCCAGCAUGCAACCAUUGAAUGGGACAGCCUACAUACACUGUGAAAAUAUACCACACACCAGUACCAAGGGAAGGAAUGAAAUGAAAUCAAAUAAAUAUUACAAGUCCAAGAAAAAAAAAAGAAGAAAACAAAGCAAACCAAAACCAGCCAAAACGAGUGUUUGCUAAGCACGCACCACCGCACAACAGCAUUGCGUGGGUAAGCAAUGCAACCAAACAGCUGCAGCCGAAAGAAUACGCUGCUAGUUGAAUGAAUCACUGGUCAGAAUCAGUGUAACAAAGACAUACACGGAACAUCUUUUAUUUUUAUUUGUGUUUGUUUGAUAAAAAUGAACCUCCAAAGCACAAGAUUCCUACAUUUUCACUACGAGCUAUAGUUGGUCUGCGAAACCCUUCUUGUGACUAUAUAUAUAAAGUAUUUUUACGUAUUUAGCUCGUACUCAAAAGGUAAUAACGCGCUGAAGAGCAUCCCUGUGAGAGGGAGAAAGGGAUGGGAAGGAAAGAAUAAGAAUAUACCUUAUUAUAUACACAAUUAUAUGUAUGAGUAUAUAAUAAUAUAUACAUGCAUAUAUGCAUUUAGAUAUACUUAUACGUAUAAAGGAAACAAAAGAAGCUAGAAGUCGUAUGGACACUGAAUUUUUAACAUAGUUUAAUCUAAAACAAACCAAAACAUAAAUCUUUGAAGUGUUAUACCUCUUUCGUAGUUUCUUUUCCGUAUGAAACCAUUGCAAAGAAGAAUCCCCCUGUAAGAAUAAUAAUACGAAUCCCUAUUAUGGAAGAUGCAACAUCGUAUUGGGGCGUACGCGGCGAAGAUUCUUCGUAACGAGUCUCACGCAAUAUUCUUCCAACCGUGAAGGUGCUAGCGUUUAGUAGAAGUGGGGUGAUGCGCCACGUAGGUUUGACGCACUCGGCACAAGUGCUGUAAUGAAGCGGUUGGGUAGUGCAUAUUACCAAGCUUUGGUCCUUUUCAAUACUUUGGACCCCUCCAGCCAUACGCUCGCAAGCAACAGCUGACUGUGAAGUGAAGAUGUACGAUACCAACUCUGACCUUUAGCUGUACGCACACUCUAUCUUUACCGUAAACGCUUGCUGCUGGUUAUGCUUGUUAAAGAAAAAUGUGUCCAUUGUUUGAUAUGUACACGUUGUUCAAGAUGGUGGUAGGUAGCCGGUGCUCAGUAACACGCACGAGGUGCGCCAACGUGCAUUCUAUGGCGAGUAUGGCACAAGUAGAGGGAAGCAGUUAGUUGCUCAUGGGGUAACCAGAGCUGCAUCCUACCAUGUAGCGUCGAAAUGAUGAGGGAGGACUCCCAAUUGAAUCGGCUGUCCUAGUAAGUCUUGAUAGGAACUAGCUGUGUGUAUCUUCGUAAGCCGGCCGCUACGUCCUUCUAGUCACAGGGUGUGUUAGUGGCAACGAAAAGUUUUUUGAAAUGUUCGAUGAACUAAAAAAACAUCCAUAUUUUAUGUUUUUAAAGUGCAUCUUUUGCUUGUAUUACUUUGAUCGUUACAUACGAUAAUUUGAAUUAUUAAUUCCUUUCAAAAGCUAUAUUUUUCGCACACCCACAACUUAAGAAGAAUAUAUAAUAUAUAUGUAUAUAUAGUAUGCCUUGUCUUUUUUAUAUACACAUAUUUAUUAUACACAAAAUCUCUAUAUAUAUAUGAAAUAUAUAUACAUAUACAAGCAUAUGCUAGUAAGAACGUAAAUGAAAAAAAAAACAAACAAAAACAUAAGUUAAAUAUUUUUAUUUUAUUAACGAACUCCAAACGGCAAAAUAUGCGAGGGAGGACUAGUCAAAAGAAAUAAAAACAUAUUUUGUGGUAAAAAAAUACUUAUGUUCCACAUUAUUCAAACUUUAGGCUCUUAAACAUGGGAUAUGAAGAGUGCUAUCGAAACAAAGGUGCAGCACAAACCUAUGCACAUCGUACAGGCAGGGAAACCAAAUUAACCCUUACUCUAACAAACCAAAACGCAAACCACAUAAAGAACAAGCUACAAUAUGCGUUAUUAUAGCAAAUCAAUCAAAGAGUUUGACGUGCGAUAACGUAGUACAACGCGUGUUAUGUUUACAUUGUCGUUUGCGACAAUGGAGGCGCCUGGUACCGGAACGUCCAGAAAGCGGCGAAGAGCAGUAAAACGUACAACACUCUAGACAGAUGAGAAAUAGUAACGAUGGUUAGUUUUGUUUUUAUUGAUUUGAAGUACGUUAACGUUUAACCGUUGGCCAUGACCGAAAAUGCCAGAGUGUGUAUGUAAAGGAGCUGCUGUACUUAUUUUGCUUGCAAUGGAGACGCCCAGUACUUUACGUGCACAUCCAAAGGUACGAAAGCGUGGAAAUGAAUUUAAAGUUUUAUGAUUCUAUUGAUUUAUACAUAGAAAGCUGCAUACAUCACACGAUAGGUAAUUGAAUUCCUUAGUGAGCGUAAAUCAUUUUCAACUAAGUUAAGCUUUUUUAAUAUAUUUUAUCAUUUUUCAACCCCAGCCCAUUAUUGCUCGAACGUUUGGGUGAUGCUUUGGGGGGGGGGGGGGAUGACAAUAAAGGUCGUUAAGAUAGUUUAAUUUGAUAUGAUAUGAUUCUCAUCCACCAAGGAAUUCAAUUACUUAUCAUUUGGGGCAUCAUAAAGGGCCAUAUAUUCAGCCUGUGUUUUAAAUCAACUAUAAAGCAAAACCAAAAAUCAUGUUCACUUAACUCUCUGUUCCACCUCCUAUCUGUAUUCCUUAAAUUGAAUUAUGGCCUGCUAACACUAACAAUUAUCUGUCCUGGCAUUUCUGAGUGUGAGCUUGUGUGGUUCACCCGAUCAAAAAGCAUAGGCAAAGGUAAAAUAAACAACCAAAACCAAAGGAAGACACAGUAAUGUUACAAAUGAGAUCCUACUAUCAGUAGCUAAACUUAAAUUGAAAGCAAUAAAUUUACGUUACAAAGAAGGAAAAGAAAAAGUAUUUCAAAAUAUUUAUAUUCGUAUACAUAUAUAGUGUGGGUGUAUGUAAAAAAGAAGAGGAAUGAUAAACUAAAUGCGCGAAAGGAAUGCGCAAGUCGAGUCGGUCGUUCCAUUUCCUGGCGACUUCAGCUUGCACCACUAGCGCGAGUGUCAUGUUUCAUGAACUGUGUACGGUAAAGCUACUCUGUUCGAUCAUAUCUUCACUGUCGGACGAAGGUAUAGCUACAGUUCGCGUAGAUUCAUUCGUAUCCUGUUCACUAAAGUAAGGUACUGGCGGCAAGGCGAAACAAACGGCGUUGCGCACGUCGCAGAUGUUUCGCUUGGCACAGCAUGCUUCGAAGUGGUUAAGGAAAGCUGCGCGUAAGCGAUAGUAGUGCCCGCACGAUGCGACAUUUGUAGCAAUGUGUAGUCGCAAUGAUUUAGUGUCAUGGUUUCUGGAUUUUUAGUAGCGUAUUCAAACGGGGCAUUAACACGCAAAGCGAGAGAUAAACUGAUACCGUAAGAUCUUGCAGCUCACAAGGCAGUCCAUGGUGGUAAAAUGUGUUAAAGUGAGCAGCAGCAUACGCAAAGAUCUUUUUACAGAUGUUUUAUCUUACACACACACACACGUCACUCAGCAGGCAAUUAGUAAAGACAGGGCCUACUCUUCCUGUGCUCUUCAGCGCGCACACUCUUACGGCACUGUUGCGGUGGUACACGGUUACUUCAGUGCCACCCUUUUCGAUUAUAGUACACGGUUGUGAAAAAAUAACAAAAUAAGAAUAAUUUAACUGCUUGCGUUUCCCGUUGCGUUCGUUUUGCUACAAUCGACUGCGUAUGUGCAUGUGUUUAGUGUUAGUGUUGGGAUGUUUUCUACCAUGUAGCCAUACAACCGUCAUUGGGGUUGUGGGUUUGGCUGCAUUUUUGGAGCAGGUUGAAACUCCGCAAAACUCAGAGCUUAGCCAGACCGCGAAGGUUACCACAAGUAUUCAAUGGAAUGAUACUGCACAAUUUGAAAGCAAUAGUUACGAUACAAAAGCACUGUGUUUUGCCGUAAAGAAAAACAACCAUUGCGCAAUGCUUUCACGAGCACAUACGUCCAAGGUGCUCCAAGGAAGAAAGCUCCUGCCACUGAACGUACGUACGUGCGGUGCUUUUCUAAAUGAUAUAUUUACAACAUAAGCCUUUUUUAUUAUAACUCACGAAAAGUGGUUUGCUUGGUUCUUAUAAGGGAAUCUGUUAAGAAGUGUGCUGCUUAUAAAUGAUAUUUUGGCGCUUUUAUUUCAACCCUACAAACAUUAAAAAUCAUCCACAUAAAAAAUCACGCCAACCUUAAUGUGUGUGUGUGUAGCAUACAUUGUAGCAACCGUGUAGGAAGCAUUUUUUUCUUUUUAAACCGUAUUUUAAUCGCUCCCUUUUGGCGAUGCACUCCUCGUACGUCACAGAUAAUAAUUGACGCAAGUCGGCAGCGGCAAACGGCAAGCAGACGGGCACCGCCAAAGCGCAGCGCAGAGAUUGUUAUUUGUUGCAACGUUUUUGCACCAUGUUUCGAAAACUUUCGGCUUAACGUAUUGUCCACUUUUUGGGCUGCAUUAUUGAAUUUACUGAUGAAAGGGGAAGCGCAACACAAAAUAAAACCACUCCACUUUAUACAUCGGAUAGUUAAAUGGGCGCUUGAAAUGGGUUGACGGGAGAAAACUAAAACACAGUCAAAAACCAAAAUGAAUUAACUAAACAAAAGAAAAGAAAAGAAAAGAAAAAAAGGAAAAAAAAACGUUUUUUGCAAAUACCUCCAAACAUACGCGAUGAGCGACAACAAACGCGGACAAGACAAGAGAGUAAUAAUUUUACCACAAACUUCUUAAGCGAAUUCUUAACAAAACUAAUAGUUUCGAGACCAGAGUAUACAACAACAACAAAAAAGGAAACAACAGAAAACAAUUAAAACAUAACUAUAUAUUAUACCGUAGAAGUAGUAGACUGCAUACAAUUAAACAGUGGAAAACACGAUCAGCAAAAACCAUUCGAAUCAAAUUUGCUACCGCUUCUUAGUGGGGGAGUCGGCGCUUGCACGGCACCAUUUGUGAUGGGGGAGUAUAUAUACAUAUAUUUUUUUAUGUAGUCCCAGAACCCGUGCAGCAAUCGUUACAUCCGCGUCAGCUUUCUCCCCUUUUUCUCAUACACCUCCGCAACGGUCACGGUGUCACGGUGUAUCGAUGUGGGUGUUGCAUGGUCAAAAAAAUGCUAAUGUGUGUAAGUUUGUGUGAAUGUGUGCGUGUGCAUGAGUGUGUGUGUGUGUGUGAGAGUGUUUUGUGUUAGGAGUGUGAUGUGUUAAUAGUGUUAGAGUGACAUUAAAAUUCUUGAGAUAAUAUUCGGAACCUCCCUCCCUUUCUCUACCCGCGUAGCUCCUCAAUCAGCCGUUUAUUACAGUCUACCUUAAUCCUUGAUCGUUCCUUAAUCCACGUUGAUAAUGUUUCAAGAUAACCACCCAUGAGAGGGUUGAAGGUACAGACGUAAAGAAAAGCAAAAGAAGCUAAAAAUGAAUAAAUAAAUAAACAAACAAACCAAUACCAACACCAGCCUAGGGCACGGCGCGUAUCACCUACGUCUUUAAGCUUUGCUCCAGAUUCUUAUCCUGUUUCCCACCAAAAUUGAAUAUUUUUCUAGAGUUAAGUACAUCACCAUCGGUGGCUGGAAUGGCCGUGCAAAUGAUGCAAUUGGUAGUCAUUGGUGAGUUUAUUAUUAUUAGCUACAUUGCGUUCCAAAUGGCGACCAAAUUGCGACGAAACAGUGGCGACUAGUGGCAAUUUGAUGGGAGCAGGAACGUCAGCAAGAAAGUUAGAAAAAUACUAAAACAAAAGUAUAUAUAUAUACAUCACGCGUACACGCACACAGAGACUUUCACUUUAUGAAGAUGUGUGACAAAAAAAAAACAAAACAAAGCGUUCUGAUGCGAAAAAUAAAACCAAACUAUCAGGGUGUAUUUUUGUAAUCUGUUACUGGUAGUGUGGUUCGUCAACAGUGUUGUUUCUCGUGUUAUGCACCAUAGCUAUUCAUGAACAUUAGUGGAACGAAGUGGAUAGAUGAGCUUGCGUAAACAAACAUUUAAACAUUAGUGAGUAGCGAUUUAAACCGUUUUGAAGGGGGAAGAUAAAAAAAAGAUAAAACAAGCAUGGUCAGAUUAAACAGAAGGAAACAGAAAGUAAUGUUUGCCCCACAAAGAGGAACAGCUUAACAACAAGGUGCGCUAAAAUGGCAGCAGUAACUGUGUAUAUCGUUGAAAAAGGCAAAUGAUAAACAAUCUUAUACACAAGAAAACAACGCAGAAAGACCAUCCCAAAAAAACAAAAUGGAUAGAUGCAACAUUUAGCCGAAAGAGCUCACAAUAGAACGGAGUGAAAUGUGACACUUCCAAUUCUGAAACACUCAAAGGCGAAAGGCGUGAGAAAGAACGCAUACAAAGAAAAGAAUUAUAUAUACAUCACAAAUAUACAUUUUUACUGCUUAAAGUAAUAUUUUUUGAUCCAGUUAUAGCAAAGCAAAAGUAUUUGAAACCUUAAAUAAACUAAAACUCUUAAGAAGCAAACCAGAACAAAAAAAAAACAAAAACAAAACCUAAAAUAGACAACAA